AUGGAAGAGAAAGCUAGUAUCUAUCUCGUGGAUAACAUUCAUCCUAUUGGCAGAGAAGGAGAACUGAGGGAACUGAUACUGCAGUAUGAAAGGGUGUUAGAUUACUACAUUCCCUUACACAGAAAGCAGACAAGGCAUAGCAAGUUCGGUUUUUUCAGGUUCAAAAAUCUGAGAGAAGUGUUGGCAGUAAUCAGGGCACUAAAUGGCACCAUAUGGCAUGGAUGGAGACUGAUAGUAAAUCUAGCUAAGUACGAAAGGGGAGCAAGAAACAAUGCAGGCACCAAAGUAGCAAGCAAACAUGGCAGAUGGAAAAGUGCUGCUCCGAAUCAGUCCAGCUCGGGGAAGAAUAAGCCUCCUUACGCUGAAAUAGUCAAAGCAACAUCCGCAGAAACAAUGAGACAGAAAGCAUCAAAGAGAGAGAAGGGAGACUUGAAGAUAAGGACAAAGAAGAUUGAGACAAAGGAAGAAAUGAUGGGGAUGCUUGAAGAUGGAAAGGUGUGGCUGAGUGAGUGGUUUUUCUAG
Messenger RNA from Durio zibethinus, 522 nucleotides. The record is from RefSeq and is a predicted model, not a curated record. NCBI's taxonomy places the organism in Eukaryota, Viridiplantae, Streptophyta, Magnoliopsida, Malvales, Malvaceae.